Drosophila navojoa is the source of this 700-nucleotide messenger RNA. Its product is annotated as mitochondrial cardiolipin hydrolase. NCBI's taxonomy places the organism in Eukaryota, Metazoa, Arthropoda, Insecta, Diptera, Drosophilidae. The record is from RefSeq and is a predicted model, not a curated record. Gene Ontology annotation, biological process: piRNA processing. Gene Ontology annotation, molecular function: RNA endonuclease activity producing 5'-phosphomonoesters, hydrolytic mechanism. Gene Ontology annotation, cellular component: mitochondrion.
AUGUCAUUUUACAUGUUUCAAAUGUGGUUCUCCUCCUAUUGGUCAUUAUUGAUCAUUUUUAUUGGCUUGAUUGUUGCUUACGAGGUGAUAGUGCUCGCCUACCAGUUGGUGUGCAACUGGCGCAAGGAAAGCAAGGAGGAGGUGCUCCUAUUCAAUGAGCUGGGUGGCCAAUGUGCCAAAGAACACAUUAAGGCAAGCCUAAAGGGUCAAGUAUUCCAUUGUUCAAAUAAAUAUUGCACUCACGUUCACGUCAAUCGUAUUAUCGACCAUUUGAACAACGCCAAAUUCAGCAUUGACCUAGCCAUGUAUACCCUCGGCUCUAUUGAAAUAACUAACGCUUUGAAGAACGCCUUGCUCCGCAAUGUUGCCGUACGUAUCAUAGUCAGUCAACGCCGCGAAGCAUUCAACUAUUUGCUCCUGGAUCUCAUGGAUUGGGGUGCCCAAGUACGUAGCCAGAGUUCCAUUAACUUUAUGCAACACCGCUUCUGUGUGAUCGAUGAGCAAGGCCGUGUCGAUCGUCUUUGGUAUAAGAAAAACAUUAACGGACCAAAAAGCAACAGCGUGUUCAUGAAUGGCUCCCUCAACUGGACUGAUAGCGGCACCGGUGGCAACUGGGAAAAUGUCAUCAUCACCACCAAUGAACAACUGGCCAAAGCAUUCCAAGCAGAAUUCGAUCGCAUGUGGAAGGUGUUCUCCACUC